Messenger RNA from Debaryomyces fabryi, 342 nucleotides. Its product is annotated as 60S ribosomal protein eL31. Gene Ontology annotation, molecular function: structural constituent of ribosome. The record is from RefSeq and is a predicted model, not a curated record. Gene Ontology annotation, biological process: cytoplasmic translation. Gene Ontology annotation, cellular component: ribosome; cytosolic large ribosomal subunit. Lineage: Eukaryota; Fungi; Ascomycota; Pichiomycetes; Serinales; Debaryomycetaceae. The coding region runs from base 1 to 342 and encodes 113 amino acids. The transcript is spliced from 2 exons.
AUGGCAUUACAAGACGUUGUUACCCGUGAAUACACCAUCAACUUACACAAGAGAUUGCACGGUGUUCAUUUCAAGAAGAGAGCCCCAAAGGCUGUCAAGGAAAUCAAGAAGUUCGCCACUUUACACAUGGGUACCACUGAUGUUAGAUUAGAUCCUAAAUUAAACGUCCAAUUAUGGAAGAGAGGUGUCCAAGGUGUCGAAUACAGAAUGAGAUUAAGAAUCUCUAGAAAGAGAAACGACGAAGAAGAUGCUAAGGAAAAGUUAUUUGCUUUAGUCGAACCAGUCACUGUUGCUUCCACCAAGGGUUUACACACCGUUGUUGUUGAUGAAGAUGAAGCUUAA